GUGAGGCGAUGGGAGGGAUUGGGGAUGUGUGAGUUUCUUUCUUCUCUUGAAGUCGAUUCUUUUCUUUGUUUUGAGGGUUGCUUGUUUGGAUGGGUGAUUGUUUGGGGAGAUGGGUUGGUGUGUGAUGGGAGAUGGGUGUGGAUGGAUGGAUGAGGUGGUAAAGGAUUGGUUUGGGUUGUUUGAUGGUUAAUCGAUGAGGGGGAAAGUUGAAGAGGCCUGGAGAUGGGAGACGGGCGAGAGAGGGAGCGAGUGAGUGGAUAGAUGCUAAUUUGAUCUCUAAUAGGGUCUUCAAGAAGGUUGAUGAUGCUACAGAUGCUACAGAGGGGACCUCGAUAGGUCCGGAGAAGGGAGACAGGUUUACUGGUUUGUGGAAUCUUUCCUAUCGUUUUUUUCUUUCUUUGAUUCCGCUUAUUCUUCUGUGCUGUCUUGAUUGAGGAGUGGGGGUGUGGUUUUUUUUGAUGAGUGAUGAGGCGGUGGUCGUGGGACUGGGUGGAUUUGAGGGGAUUUCAGGGGUGGAGGAUUGGAAGGGGGAUAUGAUGGUAGAGACCAAGUGGUUCUGCUUGUAUAUGAGGCUAUACACGGAUUAUUUUCGGCUUGGAGCUUCAACGACGAGGAUAUGUUUGGAGACAAACAGCAGUUUCCUUCCUCCUUCUCCUAUUCUUUUAUAUCGACAUCUUCAUGUUGAAGAACGUUAAUAAUUGCUGUGUAGCAAAGUUACAUGCUCGAGGAGUAGCAAAACGUCUUGGUGUCAAGGAUGGUCUCAUCUAUCUAUCCGGAUUGCCUUCAAUGACAUACGAAGACUCAGAUCAAGCGGUAUUCUUUCGUCAACGUCGAUACUUCUAUUAUCUGAGUGGUCUCAACACACCCGACUGCUUCGUCACCUACCACAUAAAAACCGAUUGCCUAACUGCUUGGAUUCCACCUCCCAAUUAUGGUCGUAGUGUUCUAUACAAUGGCCAGAAUCCAACGCCUGAAGAGAUAUUCGCCAUCUCAGAUUUCGACAGCGUCGCAUACAACACAGAAUUGAGAGGAGCUCUUUCGAAAUACGCUCACCGAGAACCCGGAAAAAUCUAUCUCCUACACGAUUUCCAGUUUUCGGCCAUUUUAGAGACAAUCACUUGGCCCACAGGCGAGACUACCUCUUUACAUUCCAUCGGAUCUCGAUUCGAUGUCAAUUCCUUGAUGCCUGCCAUGAAUCUUUGUCGUGCAAUCAAAUCACCUUAUGAAAUCAAGUGUAUCCGGAAGGCUUGUGAUGUUUCUGCACUGGCACAUAAAAAUGUCCUUCGUGCUCUAAGACAGAUUUCUAAUGAGACGCAUGUUGAGGCCAUCUUUCAUGCAACUUGCAUCUUCAAUCAUGCUAAGCGACAGGCAUAUGGUGUUAUUGCUGGUUCUGGCACUAAUGCGAGUUUACUCCGUAAGUAGUUGGUUUUAUUGUUCUGUCACUCCAUCGCAACGGAAUAUCAACUGAUCGGUAUUUUAGACUACGGUACCAACGACGCGGACUUUGACCAAAAACAAUUGAUGGUCCUAGAUGCCGGAUGUGAGUGGAAAAACUACUCAUCAGACAUCACCCGCACAUUCCCCCUCAACGGAGAAUGGACACCAGAAGCAAAAGAGAUCUACGACCUCGUCGACCAAAUGCAACGAGAAUGCAUCGCCAUGGUCAAACCCGGAGCCGAUUACCGAAUCGUCGAUCGACACGCUCAUAAAGUUGCCGUUCGAGGCCUCAUGAAGCUGGGAAUCCUACGAAAUGGGACCUUCCAAGAGAUCUAUGAAGCGGGCGCCUCUACCCCCUUCUUACCUCAUGGUCUUGGUCGUAAGUUCUCCAUCUCCACUUUCCUCCCAGCAUUCAAUUCCCGCAGACUAACAAAAUCAAUAGAUUACAUGGGCCUCGAAGUCCACGACGUCGUCGAAACCAGCUCUACCUCCCUCCUACCCCACUCCCACAUCCACUCCCCCGAUUUCCGCGCCUCCGAAACCACCAUGCCCAGCUACGCGCCGGCGAUUCUGGAGGUCAACCAUGUGCUCACGGUCGAGCCGGGUAUCUACUUUAACCGUGAUGCCUUUGAGCGGAUGUACCUGAAGGAUCCCGUCUUGAAGAAGUAUAUCAAUAAAGAGGGACUGGAACGGUAUUAUCCUGUUGGAGGCGUACGGAUCGAGGAUGAUAUUUUGGUUGUUGAGGGGGGGAAUGAGGUGUUGAGUUUGGUGCCGAAGGGGGAGGAGGCAUUGCGGAUUAUUAGGGAGGGUGGCGAGGGGUUUUAG
Hymenoscyphus albidus is the source of this 2262-nucleotide messenger RNA. The record is from the annotation of a GenBank genome assembly. Lineage: Eukaryota; Fungi; Ascomycota; Leotiomycetes; Helotiales; Helotiaceae.